AUGGAAACCAUGAUGUAUGCUAGUGUCUUUCUGCUCUAUCUCCUGUCUCUGAUGGGCAAUGGGCUCAUCAUUAUGAUGGUAAUCAUGGAUCGCCAUCUCCAGAAACCCAUGUAUUUCUUCCUUAGCAACCUUUCUUUCAUAGACAUUGGACAUACCACAGCCUUUAUUCCUAAACUGUUGCUCAAUUAUCUCUCUGCAAGCAAUUCCAUCUGUUUUUAUUGCUGUGUAAUACAGUUAUGCUUCUAUUUCCUUUUUGGGGUUACUGAAUUUUUCAUCAUCACUUUGAUAUCCCUGGACAGAUACUUAGCCAUUUGCCAUCCUUUGAGAUAUGCCACUAUCAUGACUUCUGGGGUCUGCCUUAAACUAGCAGUAGCAGCCUGGUUUGGAGGCUUUUUGUCCAUUCUUUGUCAGGUUGUAAUGAUUGCAAACCUACCCUACUGCACCUCCAACAUUAUCAAUCAUUUCUUUUGUGACGUGGGACCUGUGUUGAAGAUUGCAGGAGGAGAUAUACGUCUUAUUGAAGCCCUUGGUUUCCUAGUUUCUGUUUUUGUGAUCAUGUCCUCCCUGCUUUUCACCCUGAUUUCUUACCUCUUCAUCAUCUGCACUAUUCUCCGAAUGUCUUCAACCACCAGACAGCAGAGGGCCUUCUCCACGUGUGCUUCCCAUCUCAUAGUAGUUAGCAUUUUGUAUGGAUCAGUGUUUUUUGUCUACUUAAGGCCAACUGUCAAGAACUCUUCCUUCAGGGUAAUGAAGGCUGUCUCCAUUGUGUACACUAUGAUCACCCCUGUGCUCAAUCCUUUCAUCUACACCAUUAGGAACAAUGAAGUGAAAGAGGCUGUGCAGAAAAUGAUAAGAAGAAAGAUUCCUAAAUCUCUAAGUAUUCCCCUGCGUUAA
Molecule: messenger RNA, 894 nt
Organism: Python bivittatus (Burmese python)
Lineage: Eukaryota; Metazoa; Chordata; Lepidosauria; Squamata; Pythonidae
Product: olfactory receptor 6X1-like
Biological process (GO): G protein-coupled receptor signaling pathway
Cellular component (GO): membrane
Molecular function (GO): olfactory receptor activity; G protein-coupled receptor activity
Source: RefSeq, a predicted model, not a curated record